Rasamsonia emersonii CBS 393.64 is the source of this 2082-nucleotide messenger RNA. Its product is annotated as LCCL domain protein. The transcript is spliced from 2 exons. NCBI's taxonomy places the organism in Eukaryota, Fungi, Ascomycota, Eurotiomycetes, Eurotiales, Trichocomaceae. The coding region runs from base 1 to 2082 and encodes 693 amino acids. The record is from RefSeq and is a predicted model, not a curated record.
AUGUACGAGGGAACGCGUGAUGAAGAGCGAGGCAUCUUCAUCCCUCCUCCCUUGAGCGACGACGAGAGCAACGGCGAGCAGGAUGCUGCGGCUGAGGCCCUCGCCGUCGAUGGAGAGGAGCUGGGAGGCAUCAGAACCACCUUUCGGUUUCCUGUCUGGCUACAGGAGUCAUCCAAAUCUUUUCGCUGGCGCUGGGUCCCUCUGCCCUUACGAAAGGCUGUCCGCGCGACAGCACGCUGGGUCAAAGGCCCCGAUCCACCUCGAGAUCUUCUCUUCAAGCCUCUGUUCCCCAGCAUUCAAGAGCUGCCUGUCAAAUACCUGAAUCGCUUUUUCCCCAAACGGCGUCACAAAAUCGCACUACUGCUCUUGCUCUAUUUCAGCUGGUUUCUAUCCUGGUUCUUAGUGUUGCUUCAUUCGUCCUCGUCAGGUCACAUUGAGGGCUACGGCAGGCCUCAGCCUAUCUCUUGCUCAGCCAGUUACUGGGCUUCUGGAAAUCAAUGCGGCCUUAACGGAAAUGAUUGCAGGCCUUUCAGUUCUUCCAAGUUCUCCUUUCGCUGUCCUGCAAACUGCAAAUCCACGAUCCUGCUGGAGCCGCAUACUGUUGGAAACCAGACCCUCAAUUACGAACCGCUGGUGGUUGGUGGUCCGACUCCGGACUCGUCUCUGCCGGGCAUCUAUCGGGCAGACAGUUUUAUUUGCCAAGCGGCGAUCCACGCCGGUGUGGUUUCGAAUGCUGCUGGCGGCUGCGGCGUGGUGACGCUGGAAGGUGCUGCGCACUCGUACCCGUCCGUCUCACAGAAUGGGUUGACAUCAAUUGGCUUCCCAUCCACUUUUCCCAAGUCCUUCAGUUUCGUCCGCCUGUCUCCGUCGCAGGCCACUUGCCCGCAAGACCCGCGAUGGCCUCUCCUGGGAAUCACCGUCGCUGCCGUGGUGAUCUUGUCGAUCUUCACGACUUCCCCGCCGGUAUUCUUCUUCAGUACCUUCUUCAUCUUGAUCCUUCAUGUCGGCCUGGUGUCCGACCCGCCAAAUCUUCCGACCCUGACAGACCUCUUCUCUUUGAUGCUCUCUCGCCUCCUCCCUGCGUCGUUCAUAGCAUAUGUACUCUAUCUGUACUGCGCGCGCCCGCUCUUGACACGAGUCUCUUCCCCUACCUACCAACUGAGCAGGACAAUUCUCUACUUGACCCCUGCGUUCAUUGGGGCGUUGAACAACUACACCUUUGCGGUUUGGAUUCCUCUGCAGCGUCUCACCCCGCAUGACCUCCAAGAACAGCCCGGCGCGAAAUUGGCGCUGGCCAUCGUGGUCAGCAUCAUCAUUUGCAUCGCUCUUACUCAAGCGUGGUAUAUCCGCCUCGCAGGACUGAUGCCACGCUAUCUCAAAGUGUACCUGGCAAUGGGUGCCAUCCUUCUCGUUUUACUCCCUUUGCCGGGUCUGAGACUCCGAAUCCAUCACUACAUUCUUGCCAUGUUGCUAAUGCCCGGCACUGCCAUCCCCACACGGCCCUCGUUGAUCUACCAAGGUCUGCUUCUUGGUCUCUUUGUCAACGGGGUCGCGAGGUGGGGGUUCGCCUCGAUCAUCGAGACCCCGGCAGCUCUUGGCGAGGAUCCAAGGAGUCCCCGGGGGGGCUGGUGGGGUGCGACGAGUCCGAAUAUCACUGCGUCAUCCGUCACCAUUGAGCUGGAGGACGCGCCUCAGAUCAUGCAUCACAAAUACCGCGGCAACGGUAACAUCACGAUCGACCUGUGGGAACCGGAGCGGAUGGCGGAACUAGGCGUGGACGGGGUGAGCGUGCUCGUCAACGACGUCGAACGCUGGCGCGGCUACCUAGACGAAGACCGCGAAGGCAAAUUCACAUGGCACCGCCACGGCCACCGCGGUCUCGAACUGGUAUCCACAAACAUCGACUUGAACAAGCCCAGCAGUACUGAAACUGCAGCAGACCACGACGCAGACGAACCAGAAGACUUAUUCUUCCGCUUCGCAUUCCUGCGCGGCGCAGAGGCCGGCCGAUACGGCGGCGUAGGCGUCUGGACCAAAGACGGGAGCUGGAUUCCGCCUCCUCCUCCGCCGCCUAUGCCAUGA